Molecule: messenger RNA, 489 nt
Organism: Microcebus murinus (gray mouse lemur)
Lineage: Eukaryota; Metazoa; Chordata; Mammalia; Primates; Cheirogaleidae
Source: RefSeq, a predicted model, not a curated record
AUGACAAAGGAAAGAAGGAACAACGGUCGUGCCAAAAAGGGCCGUGGCCACGUGCAACCCGCUCACGGCAUGAACUGCGCCCAGUGCGUGCCUAGAGACAAAGCUACAAAGAAUUUCGUCAUUCGGAACACAGGGGAGGUCACAGCCGUCGGGGACAUUCCUGAAGCGACUGUCUUAGACGCCUGUGUGCUUCCCAAGCCGUCCGUGAAGCUGCGUUCCUGUGCCAGUCGCCGCGAGGUAGUCAGGAAUCCUUCCCAGGAAGCCCGCACGGGCCGACACCCCACCCGGUUUAGACCCGCGGGGGCUGCCCCGCGACCUCCACCAAAGCCCAUGCAAGGAACGGCUCGAGAUCCGACAGGCCCUGCGGAUGGACUGUCCAUCGUGCUCCUUGCCACACCACCCCACAGCCGCACCUGGGAGUUGAUGGCCAAGACAUCUUCAUACCAGCUGGUGGCCCUGGUGGUCACUCCUCUCAUGGGGUCACAGUGA